Molecule: messenger RNA, 2103 nt
Organism: Ostertagia ostertagi
Lineage: Eukaryota; Metazoa; Nematoda; Chromadorea; Rhabditida; Trichostrongylidae
Source: the annotation of a GenBank genome assembly
AUGGCCAUGCAAGAAAACGGUCUAAACAUCAUUAUCUCAUUAGUACUGAACGACAUCAAACCGCUAGCAGACGAUCACAUGGAAUUAGCCUUAGAGAUCAAGAGUCAAGCGUCUAAACUUCUGUUGGCUAUAAUGGAAUCGCGACAUGAUAGUGAAAAUGCUGAACGUGUUCUACAAAAUAUGGACAACACAGACGGAGGACCACGACAAUUGGUACAUGCACUCACUCAAGCCUAUGAAAUGGCGCAUUCGAAGCAGUACGAGAUUAUCCAGAUGCGGCGUGAACUUCUGCACCAGGCAAAUCUUCAAGACGGUCCCACUAGUGUCGUCAGCCCGCUUAUCAAAACAGAUGGAGUAACACUGCCGGAGAUUUCCGUCGAUUCGUCGGGAACCGUCUCCAUACAUGAUGAUGCUAAAGUGGAUCUGAAGUACGUGGCUGAUGAAGCGUCGACUGUCGACCCCAAAGAGGUUGGUCACAAUAUCUACAUUCUCGCUCAUCAGCUAUCCAGGCAUAGUCCGGAAUUGGCCGAGUGCCUCGAUCCAGAUGACGAUAAAAAAUCUCCGCAGACUAGGAACGCGCUCGAGUUCUACAAGAAGCACACGGCGCAGAUAGAGAUUGUUCGCCAAGAUCGUACUUUGGAACGGGUAGUGUUUCCAAUACAUGAGAUUUGUUCGUUUCUCACUAAAGAAACGAAACAGAAUGUGUAUAACAAUACGGAAAGAGACAAUCAGGGAUCUAAAGUUACGGAGUUUUUCGAUCAAUGGCCUGCGAUGUACCAGGAAAUGAAGUGGCAACGCAAGCUCCAAGAUCGGCCAUAUCUUUCCGCAUGCACUCAACGUCUUCGGCUCUGGGGUCGACUAGCUUUCCUAUUUGCUGUACUAGUCAACAUUAUUAUUGCUCUUUAUUAUCCCUUUGAUAAAACUGACACGGGUCUCAGUGCAUCUAAUCCUUUUAUGUACACAUCGUCUGUGAUAUCUAUUAUAUUCCUUUAUUCGCAAUGGGACGAGAACUCUUCGUUAGCGAAAAGUUCGAACAUUAUUACGGCAAUAGGAGCUGUGAUGUUUAGUAUUGCAAUAAUGCUCAUAUCAUUGCUUGGCGUGGUGCCAGCACUUUAUUUGAUAGGAUUGGCUCAGCUGAUUAAUAAAUGUGUACAUCUGGUGGCGUAUGCUAGCAACAAAGGUCUAGAGGAUAAGUCAUGGUCAGUACGAUUGUCUGAUGGAGAACUGCACUAUCAUAUCUGCUAUCUAGUCAUCUGUUUCUUUGGUCUCACCGUUCAUCCCAUGCUUUAUUGCCUUUUGCUAUUUGACAUCGUGGCCAGUGAAGAAACACUUCGUAAUGUGAUCAGUUCGGUGACGAGAAAUUGGCAAUCGAUCAUUCUCACCGGUUUGCUGGCGCUUAUUCUAGUCUACAUAUUUUCAAUUAUCGGAUAUACGUUCUUCCAACGAGAUUUCGCUCUCGAAGUAGAUCCACUCGAUGAUGAACCACCGGCCACGGUAUUCACCAAAGAUCCUAGUCCAGAGACUUGUUCGGCUGAUGGUGGUUGUCCACUGCCGGCAACUGAUGUGGAAGAGAAAAAUGAUGAUAAGAGCGACGACGAUAAAAAAAUUCCAUCGUGUACCACGUUACGAAUGUGCAUCAUUACGACGUUGAAUUGGGGUCUACGUAAUGGUGGAGGUAUUGGCGAUGUGUUGAGGAAUAUCGGUCCCGACGAGAAGCUCUUCUACUACCGUAUCGUCUACGAUUUGUCGUUCUACGUGGUGCUUAUCGUUAUCACCCUGAAUCUCAUUUUUGGUGUGAUCAUCGAUACCUUCGGUGAUUUGAGGACAGAAAAGAACGACAAAGAGGACAUACUGAAAAAUACGUGCUUCAUUUGUGGACUGGAACGUGGAAAGUUCGAUAAUCGACCCGUGACAUUCGAAGACCAUCAAGCCAGAAGAACACAAUCUAUGGCAUUAUCUUUACUUCAUCGUAUGGCUACAAAAUCAAAGAUGAGACCGAAAAUUCACGGGACCAGAAAGUUAUGUUGCCCAGUGUGUGAAGGUAAGUUAUUUGUAUUGUAUUCACCUGACAUGAGGCAUGAUUUUUCAACAAACGUCGAAGCG